This is a messenger RNA of Styela clava, 1394 nucleotides long. RefSeq names its product enoyl-CoA delta isomerase 2-like. Gene Ontology annotation, molecular function: delta(3)-delta(2)-enoyl-CoA isomerase activity; fatty-acyl-CoA binding. Gene Ontology annotation, cellular component: peroxisome; mitochondrion. NCBI's taxonomy places the organism in Eukaryota, Metazoa, Chordata, Ascidiacea, Stolidobranchia, Styelidae. The record is from RefSeq and is a predicted model, not a curated record.
UUUCAGUAAUCAUUUCAUGAAACAUUGAGACGAUGGCUUUCAUUGGAAGAAAUAUUCUUUUAAGACAAAGCAAGACGAUUAUUCGAACGUUUUCCUCCUCCAUGCAGCUGAAGUCCAGUUCUGCCGAUACGAAUUUUCAGACAGCAAAAGAACGGUUGAAUACUCUUGGCAUUCAACCUGAAAAUAAUACAAAACUGAAGAUGUAUGCAUUAUUCAAACAGGCCACUGUGGGAAAGAACAAAACGGAUAAACCAGAAGCUUCAAAUUUUGCUGGACAAUAUAAAUGGUCAGCAUGGACGGAACUGGGUGACAUGACAAAGGAUGAAGCAAAACAGGCCUAUGUUGACCUCGUCACUGACCUGGAAAAAGCUGAAGUUGCCAAUAAAAAUUCAACAGAUAGUAAUUUCCAGCAAAAACUAGAAAGUAGUGCAAAAAGCUACGGAUCUGAUGGAUUAUUGGUCAAUACAGAGAACAAGAUAAUGACUGUCACUUUGAACCGACCGAAAAGAUACAACGCACUAACGUUUGAUAUGUACGAGGGAAUAAUUAAAAUACUCGCAGAUGCAGCGAACGAUGAUUCUGUAUCUAUUGUAACGUUUACUGGUACUGGGAAAUACUUCUGCAGUGGCAAUGAUUUGAAGAAUUUUUCUGGAAUAACACCGGCUAAUCUAAAACAAAAAUGUCUGGAUACUGCAGCCAUGCUACAACGGUAUGCAGCUGCUUUUAUUGACUUCCCGAAACCUCUGAUUGCUGCAGUGAAUGGACCAGCCAUCGGAAUCUCAGUAACCCAAUUAGGACUAUUUGAUGCAGUCUAUGCAAGUGAUGAAGCUACUUUACAAACUCCAUUUACUAAGAUUGGACAAAGUCCGGAACUCUGCUCGACAUAUAUAUUUCCGAAAAUCAUGGGCCAUUCGAAGGCCUGCUCAAUGCUACUCUUCAAUGAAACAUGUACCGCUCUUGAAGCAGAACGCUUGAAUCUAGUAACUAAAGUUUUUCCCAACGCCAGCUUCCGGAAUGAUGUAAGAAAAGAGGUUGAAAGAAUAAGUCAGUUCCCAAUGAAAUCAUUGAUUUACUCGAAGCAGCUCACCAGAGGAUGUGAAAGAGAAAUGCUUCACAAGGUGAACAAGGCCGAAUGCGAGAGAAUCGCCGAAAGAUGGUCAUCAGACGAUUGUAUGAAAGCUGUAAUGGGAUUCUUAGCCAAGUCUUGAUCAAACAUGCAAUAAAAUUAUACUGUUUUCUGUUAUUUACCUUACUUUCCCCCCUCAUCUUUCUGUUUUUCAAUGAAUUGUAUACAAUUUGAACUGUAUGUAAUGUUAUCAUUUCAAAAAAAAUGUUAUUUUUAUGAAGCAUUACUUGAUUUCUACAAUAUACCCAGUGGUGGAAUUCAAAUUUUU